Ectocarpus sp. CCAP 1310/34 is the source of this 2696-nucleotide messenger RNA. The record is from the annotation of a GenBank genome assembly. NCBI's taxonomy places the organism in Eukaryota, Phaeophyceae, Ectocarpales, Ectocarpaceae.
CCAGGACAAGAGCACAACAAAACGGCAGAGCCGCGCAAGGGCGCGAAGCGAACCAUGUCUCGCGUGCCACCCCCGUCCUCGCGAUCCUCCCUGAAGGAGCCCUCGUCUCGUAGGGGCGGCAUACCGCUGAAGGAUGUCCUCCAAAGCAGGAGAGCCUCCAAGACGGCCAUGGUGAAGCCCAACCUCAAGCCCACAGCGGAGGCAACAACAACUUCCAACGAUGACAACAUCAAGGUGUGCGUGCGGAUAAGACCGCUGAACGAGCGGGAGGAGAGGCACAGCGCGACUCCCGCGUGGGCUUGGAAGGAUAACACCAUCGCCCAGACCAGCACGGUCUCGAGGAACAGGCAGACGGGAGGUGUCUUCACGUACGAUCACCUGUUUGAUCCUGUGAGCAGCACGGAGGAGAUCUACGAGAACGCCGUGAGGAGGGUGAUACUGGCGACGAUGGGCGGGUUCCACGGUUCGGUGUUCGCGUACGGACAGACCAGCACGGGGAAAACGCACACCAUGCAGGGGACCGAAGACCAGCCAGGGGUGAUCCCGCUGGCGAUCGAGGAGUGCUUCUCAUACGUCUCCACCAGCAAUGACGACAGGGAGUUCCUAUUCCGCGUGUCCUACCUCGAGAUCUACAACGAGCAGAUCAAUGACCUUCUCUGCCCGGCGUCAACAAUGGCCAAUGUGCGCAUCCUCGAGAGCAAGAAGCUGGGGGUGCAACUGCAAGGGGUGAAAGAAGAGGUGGUGAUAAGUCCUCAGCAGGUGUACGCCCUUAUCUCGGCGGGAGAGGCUCAGCGACACGUGGGUUCUACGGACGCCAACAAGAACUCUUCCCGGUCCCACACCAUCUUCCGCAUGGUAAUCGAGAGCCGGAGUCGAUCUUGCAAGGGGGGGCGGUCUGUGGUGAGCACGCUGAGCCUGGUUGACCUGGCGGGGUCGGAGAGUGUGCGACUGGCGAACACGCACGGGCAGCGGCAGAUCGAGGGGGGGUUCAUCAACAAGUCGCUCUUGACGCUCGGAAAAGUGGUUAGCAUGCUCACGGAGGAAGCGGACCGGGGAGGGUACAUCCCCUACCGAGAUUCCAAGCUGACGCGAUUACUCCAGCCAAGUCUCGGCGGUAACGCGAAGAUAACCAUCAUUUGCACGGUCACGGGAGCGCUGUUGAGCAGCGAUGAAACUCACAACACCCUCAAGUUUGCCAACCGCGCCAAGCGAAUGAAGAACCACGCCGCCAUCAACGAGGUUUCCAAUGAGAAGACUCUCCUCAAGAAGUACGUGGAGGAGAUUGCCGAGCUACGGGAGGAGCUGGCGCGGGCUAAGGAAAAAGCGGAAGAAGCUGCAGCGUUGCCCCCCGCGAUGGCCCGGCUAUCAGCGUCCCCACACUCCUCCAACGGAUCUCACUCUGUGAGGACCCCCGGAGGCGGCGAGGGCGGCGAGAGCGACGUGUUCGAUGAGGUGGACGACACCGAGAUGCAGCUUCAGAACACCAUCACGCACAUCGAGCGCCUCAUCCUCAGCUCCCGGAAGGUGAAAAAGCUGGCGCCGGGAGCAGUCGUCUCUGCGGCCACGAUCGCGGCGCGAGAGACCGGGGGCCCUUCAGACGGCAGCGGGGGGGAGGACGUGGAGGGCAAGAAGGCGGGCGGCGACGGGGGUGGGGGCACGUCGGGUGGGAGCGACGUGGAUGAGGGCAACAGAAGUAGUCGAUCACGGAUACCCCCUAAGAUAGACCGAGCGGACCUGCUCACACGGCGGCAGAGCACGAGCUUCUUCGACACGAAGCCAGUCUUCUCGGCACGAGACUCGUCCAACUCCUUCACCAAGAUGUGGAACGGCGGCGGCGGCGGCGGAGGCGGGCUCGAGGCUCUGGGGGAGGAGGGUGGGGGUAAGGGGAGGAGACCAAUGACGGCGAGGGCGGCGCAAGUUCGGCGGCAGUCGGACAGAUGGGGGUGGAAGGAUGACUCGAGGGGGGAAGACGCUCUUGUACGAACACCACCGACCGUGGCGGGUAGUGCCGGAAGUAGCAGCGAGAGUCCCGCCAACGGGCGACCACCGCCGCUCGACCUUAAAGCCACGGGGGCAGACACAUCGCCAACGCGGGUGGGAGGCCUAGGCUUGAGGGCGGAAUCCGCCGCCAACUUGCCCACGAGCACCGGCAAGGCAGCAGCAGCAGCCGCGGAGCGUGCCUCUAGAGGAGGUUCCGCGGGAGCGUCGCUGGCUGGAGUAGACCUCGAGGAAGAGCUGGAGCAUGUUCAUAUGGAGCUCAGGACUUUCCUAAACAAAAAGCGGGCGCGGAAGGCGGGGGUGGUGGGAGUUGCACACCAGGAAGGCACCCCGGGGUCGGCGAGUAAGAGCGGCCAGGAAGUGGAGGAGCUGCGGCAGAAGCUGCAGGAGGUGGAGAUAGGCACGGCCUUGUCUCAGGCGGAUAGCAACUUCCUGCAGAGGGAGCUCGAGGAAAAGGAGGCUGAUAUCGCGGAAUGCAUGGACUUGUUGGAGGAGAUGGAGCGACAGCAAAAGGGCCUUUCCGAUGAGAACGCGGUCUUGAGGACCGAGAACGAUUCGUACCUUAGCGAAAUCGAGCGACUUUCUGCAAUCCUCGCCGCAAGAGAGCAAGAGUUGCUUGAUCUCAAGGGCGUCAGCGCGGCAGAAGAGACCUUCUAAAAGGUUGUUCUUGAAAAACCUUUUAGAAGAACCUUCUAGAA